GUCGUUAUUUGCAAAGUAAUGCUUUGCCGUGUUUUAGAAAUAAUUUUUAGUACCUACGUCUUUGCCGUUAAAUUAUGAAAAUGUGUCGAUCACAUCUGUUUCCAUUGUGCAAGUGGAAUCUUAUCAUCGGAAUCUUACUGCUGUACGAUGUGUCGCAACAUGUGUCAAGCGGGGACGAGGUUGUUAACCUCAAAAUCGAAAAUGUCACUGACAUCAAGAUCACGCCCGUUGUCACAACAGACAGUCCGAAUGCUACGAGUGUCGCGGCUAAUAUCAGUAUUACAGAAUUAUCGAGCACAUCGCGACCUACAAACAAUACAAACAACGUUGUUCAGAGUGUCAGUUCGACGACCUUGAAACCGGCUGUCACGUCUGCGCGCACAGAAGAGCCUGACAACAUCGGUGUCGUGAGCGAUCGGAUAACCGACAAACUCAUCAACACGGUUUCACCGAUUCCUAUCGGCGAUAAGAAUGCGACAACAGACAUCUCGGUAUCGUCAGCUAGCCCGGAUGUUGCCAACAACAAUUCGACCAACACCAGCACGACCACCGUCGUGCCAGCGGAACCGGUUCUACCCGACAAAGGCUCUGCCGAGGAGGAACACAACAGUUCCAUGUCCAUAUUCUUCGUUUUGUGCGUCUUAGCGUUGGGCAUACUGCUGAUACACCUGAUGCUGCAGUUCAAUUUUCAGUAUCUGCCCGAAUCGGUAGUGAUAGUUUUCUUAGGUGCCGCGAUCGGUAUGAUUAUAAAUCUCAUGUCCCAUCAGAACAUAGCAAACUGGCGAAAAGAAGAGGCAUUUUCGCCCACGGCGUUUUUCCUAGUUCUACUUCCACCCAUUAUAUUUGAGUCAGGAUACAAUCUGCACAAAGGAAACUUCUUUCAGAACAUCGGCAGUAUCUUGGUAUUUGCCAUAUUUGGAACAGCCAUAUCGGCGUUCGUCAUUGGCGCCGGGAUAUAUUUGUUAGGUCUGGCGCAGGUAGCGUACAAACUAAGCUUCGUUGAGAGUUUCGCCUUCGGAUCGCUGAUAUCGGCGGUUGAUCCCGUCGCCACGGUGGCGAUAUUUCACGCCUUGGAUGUCGAUCCGGUUUUGAAUAUGUUAGUUUUUGGAGAGUCGAUCUUAAACGACGCUAUUUCUAUCGUAUUGACAACUUCCGUAUUGGAAUCCAACAACGCGGCAACGACCAGCGAGGCUAUUAUACUCGGAUUGAAUCGAUUUUGUCUCAUGUUCUUCGCCUCGGCGGGCAUCGGUGUGGUAUUCGCUCUGAUAAGCGCGCUGUUGUUGAAGCACGUAGAUCUAAGGAAAAAUCCAUCUUUGGAGUUUGGUAUAAUGUUGGUAUUCACGUAUGCUCCAUACGUAUUAGCGGAAGGCAUACAAUUGUCAGGAAUUAUGGCAAUCUUGUUCAACGGAAUAGUUAUGUCACAUUACACGCAUUUCAAUCUAUCGACUGUCACGCAGAUAACGAUGCAGCAAACAAUGCGAACGUUAGCUUUUAUAGCUGAAACCUGUGUUUUUGCAUACCUGGGAUUGGCGUUGUUUAGCUUCAGACACAGAUUUGAACCAGCAUUGGUUGUUUGGUCCUUGAUACUGUGUCUGAUCGGAAGAGCCGCUAACAUCUUUCCACUUGCCUUGCUGGUCAAUCGUUUCCGCGAGCAUCAGAUCACGAGAAAAAUGAUGUUCAUCAUGUGGUUCAGCGGCCUACGUGGCGCCAUAUCGUACGCAUUGUCGCUUCACUUAGAUUUCAGCGAUGAAACGCGCCACGUUAUUAUAACGACCACGCUCAUCAUCGUGUUAUUCACGACCUUGAUAUUCGGUGGAUCGACUAUGCCUCUGCUUAAAUUUCUGAGAGCGGAAAAGAAGCAGAAGAACAGCAGCAGGAGAAAGAAGAAGGACAAGGAAGUUUCAUUGAGUAAAACCAGAGAAUGGGGACAAACUAUAGAUUCCGAGCAUCUGUCGGAACUCACGGAAGAAGAAAUGGAAGUGUCGUUCUUGCAGUCGCGCAUACGCGGUUUCGCAAGAUGGGAUUUGAAGUUCUUCAUUCCGUUCUUCACGAGACGGUUCACGCAGCAAGAGCUGAAGGACUGCAAGUCGCAGAUGACGGAUCUGACGAAUCAGUGGUAUCAGGCUAUCAGAAUCAGUCCGAUCGAGUCGGACGAUGAGGCGACCACGGCAUCGACCGCGCAAUUGAAUCUGAAUGUCACCGGCACGGCCAAGGAUCAGCCGCAAGGAAAAGGAAAAAAAGGACAUCCCAGGCACGGGUCUAUAUUAAAACUGUGGAGGAUUGGUCUGAUUAAAAUUCCCGAUUUGUUCCCAUUAGUAUCGUAAAGGAUUAUAAUCUAUUCAACUCUCUUUGUUAAGUAGUUCUUAUUUCAAAAAUCUUAAUUUAUAUGUAUAAAUUUAUUUAACGAUUGUACAUAAUCUUGUAAAAUGAACGAAAAUUUAAUUUGUAUACAAAUUUGAUCUUUUCACUGAUAUUAGAAAUGUGUACAAAUAGUUUAGAAUUUUGUUUAAAAAAUUCUAAUAUGUGUGUAUAUGUGUUAAAAUCUAAUUAUGUAAAAAAAUUAUACGUUUGUAUUUAUUUAGUUAAUUGAAAAACAACGAAAUCCACUUAUAGAUAUGUCAUGUGUCACAUCUCUUUAUCUAGGUCAACGACUUACUCAUCGAUUUAAGCGAAAUCUGUUAUUUUCUAUUAAGUAAUUGAAUGAAGAACAACAGUUUAUGUAUUAUUUGUGUCGUGAACACUUGACGACCCCGUAUUACGUUCCGUAUUAUCAUAUCGUUCACAAGAGGAUAUUAUAUAUGACUGCGUUAUCUGGUUUUUAUUUUUUAUUUAUUUUUUUUUUUUUUUUUGCUCACACGAGAGAGCGUUAACCCCGUCGUAUACGAGUCUCGUAACUGGUGCGAUCUAUCAUAAAUGAUGAAAUUUCAGCAAAAUGUAUAACUUACAUUAUACGGCGGCGACGAUAUCUUCGAAAACGAUAAUGCACAAACAAGAUAUUGUAUAAAGGUAUUAAACGUAUACUCUACUAAAAACGAAAACAAAAGUAUUUUCAUUUCGUCCAAAAAAACACAUUUUGGAAAAAUUGUGAACACAAUUCUGUACAUUACACAACUUUGUAUGUAAAUUAUUCAGGGACAAUAAAAGUGAUAUAAUUUGUGAUAUGCCUAA
Molecule: messenger RNA, 3168 nt
Organism: Pseudomyrmex gracilis
Lineage: Eukaryota; Metazoa; Arthropoda; Insecta; Hymenoptera; Formicidae
Gene: Nhe1
Product: sodium/hydrogen exchanger 8
Exons: 5
Coding region: 75-2324 (749 amino acids)
Biological process (GO): proton transmembrane transport; sodium ion transport; regulation of pH
Cellular component (GO): membrane; Golgi apparatus
Molecular function (GO): sodium:proton antiporter activity
Source: RefSeq, a predicted model, not a curated record